AAAUGCAGAUAGCUUCUUUGUACCGAGAGUUGCGCAAAUGAUCUAAUCUGCAAAUCAAUCAUAUAGUGACAAUAUAAUUUUCGCAAAUCUGCAGUUUGGUAAAACCAAAGACGUUUAACACUGAUCACAGAUCAGUUUUUAUUAAAGGAAAUACCGCAGUGCGUUCAGGGACAGCAGAAAGCAGAGAGAGGUCAGAGAAAUGCAAGAUGUCGGUCGUUUGUCUAUCGUCUUUGGGUCGCUGUAGUACGGUGGCAUUCCGUUCUUCCACUGGAAUGGUGGCAGUUUGGUACGCCCAGACAGCAGCACCCACAGCACCCCAGCCCAGAGUCAAGAAGUUCCAGGUGUACCGCUGGGACCCAGACACGGUGGGGGAUAAGCCCCGCAUGCAGACCUUUGAGAUUGAUCUCAACACCUGUGGCCCCAUGGUAUUGGACGCCCUCAUCAAGAUGAAGAACGAGAUGGACGGCACUCUGACCUUCCGUCGCUCCUGCAGAGAGGGUAUCUGUGGAUCCUGUGCAAUGAACAUCAAUGGAGGCAACACACUGGCCUGUCUGAACAAGAUUGACACCAACACCAGCAAGGCUACCAAGAUCUACCCUUUGCCACACAUGUAUGUGGUCAAAGAUCUGGUCCCUGACAUGAGUAAUUUCUAUGCUCAGUACAAGUCAAUCGAGCCCUACCUGAAGAAGAAGGAUGAGACAAAUGAGGGAAAGGAACAGUACCAUCAGACUGUGGAGGACAGACAAAAACUGGACGGGCUGUAUGAAUGUAUUCUGUGUGCGUGCUGCAGCACCAGCUGCCCCAGCUACUGGUGGAAUGGAGACAAGUACCUGGGACCUGCUGUCCUUAUGCAGGCCUACCGUUGGAUGAUCGACUCGAGAGACGAGUUCACAGAGGAGCGUCUCUCCAAGCUGCAGGAUCCUUUCUCUCUCUACCGCUGUCACACCAUCAUGAACUGCACUAAGACCUGCCCCAAGGGCCUGAACCCAGGGAAGGCGAUUGCAGAGAUUAAGAAGAUGAUGGCCACUUACAAGGAGAAGAAAUCAGCUGUUGCUUGAACUCUGGGGUCAUGACCCUUGACCCCCCCCCCCCCCUCCCUUUACAUUAAUCUACAAUUAAGAUGCCCUACCAGUGAGGUCUACUGGGCCUGCACACUUGUGAACUUCACCAACUCCACACUCCAGCACUACAUCUCUCGAGUCGAUCAUCUAACAGUAGGUCUGGGGCGGCAGGGUAGCCUAGUGGUUAGAGUGUUGGGCUAGUAACCGAAAGGUUGCAAGUUCAAAUCCCCAAGCUGACAAGGUACAAAUCUGUUCUGCCCCUGAACAAGACAGUUAACUCACUGUCAUUGAAAAUAAGAAUUUGUUCUGAACUGACCUAGUUAAAUAAAGGUAUAAUAAAAAAUUUGACUCCAAGGGAACAGUUGGGAGAGAUGUGAGACAUGACCUGUUAACUUCACUAGAAUGAUGGUUCAUUCCCAUUGUUUGGUCUGGUGUGGGUGGGUUUGAGUUCAGAGGGUGAUGGAUUCACAGACAAGAAAUAUGUAUAUCUGUUGCUCAUCCAUCAUAACUAUAUACAGUUGAAGUCGGAAGUUAAUACACCUUGGUCAAAUACAUUUAAACUCUGUUUUUCACAAUUCCUGACAUUUAAUCCUAGUAAAAAUUCCCUGUCUUUGGUUCAGUUAGGAUCACCACUUUAUUUUCAGAAUGUGAAAUGUUAGAAUAAUGGUAGUGAUUUAUUUAAGCUUUUAUUUAUUUCAUCACAUUCCCAGUGGGUCAGAAGUUUACAUACACUCAAUUAGUAUUUGGUAGCAUUGCCUUUAAAUUGUUUCAUUUGGGUAAAAUGUUUUAAGUAGCCUUCAUCAAGCUUCCCACAAUACGUUGGGUGAAUUUUGGUCCAUUCCUCCUGACAGAGCUGGUGUAACGGAGUCAGGUUUGUAGGCCUCCUUGCUCGCACACACUUUUUCAGUUCUGCCCACAAAUUGUCUAUAGGAUUGAGGUCAGGGCUUUGUGAUGGCCACUCCAAUACCUUUACUUUAUUGUCCUUAAGCCAUUUUGCCACAACUUUGGAAGUAUGUUUUGGGCCAUUGUCCAUUUGGGACCAAGCUUUAACUUAUUGACUGAUGUCUUGAGAUAUUGCUUCAGUAUAUCCACAACAUUCCUACCUCAUGAUGCCAUCUAUUUUGUGAAGUGCACCAGUCCCUCCUGCAGCACCCCCACAACAUGAUGCUGCCACCCCCGUGCUUCACGGUUGGGAUGGUGUUCUCCAGCUUGCAAGCCUCCCCAUUUUUCCUCCAAACAUAACUAUGGUCAUUAUGGCCAAACAGUACAAUUUUUGUUUCAUCAGACCAGAGGGCAUUUGUCCAAAAAGUACGAUCUUUGUCCCCAUGUGCAGUUGCAAACCGUAAUCUGUAUUUUUUAUGCGGCUUUGGAGCAGUGGCUUCUUCCUUACUGUGCGGCCUUUGAGGUUAUGUCGAUAUAGGACGUGUUACUGUGGAUAUAGAUACUUUUGUACCUGCUUCCUCCAGCAUCUUCACAAGGUCCUUUGCUGUUGUUCUGGGGUUGAUUUGCACUUUUCAAACUAAAGUAUGUUCAUCUCUAGGAGAGAGAAUGCGUCUCCUUCCUGAGCAGUAUGACGGCUGCGUGGUCCCAUGGUGUUUAUACUUGCGUACUAUUGUUUGUACAGAUGAACGUGGGGAAAUUGCUCCAAAGGAUGAACCAGACUUGUGGAGGUCUUGGCUGGUUUCUUUUGAUUUUCCCAUGAUGUCAAGCAAAGAGGCACUGAGUUUGAAGGUAGGCCUUGAAAUACAUCCACAGGUACACCUCCAAUGGACUCAAAUGAUGUCAAUUAGCCAAUCAGAAGUUUCUAAAGCCAUGACACCAUUUUCUGGAAUUUUCCAAGCUGUUUAAAGGCACAAUCAAUUUAUUGUAUGUAAACUUCAGACCCACUGGAAUUGUGAUUUAAGUUAAAUAAUCUGUCUGUAAACAAUUGUUGGAAAAAUUACUUGUGUCAUGCACAACGUAAAUGUCCUAACCGACUUGCCAAAACUAUAGUUUGUUAACAAGAAAUUUGUGGAGUGGUUGAAAAACGAGUUUAAUUGACUCCAACCUAAGUGUAUAUAAACUACCGACUUCAACUGUGAGUAUAUAUAAAUAUAAACAUAUAUAACGGGAGUCUUUGUUUUAAUGUGUAAUAAAUGUAAUGCUUUAAUGCC
Molecule: messenger RNA, 3214 nt
Organism: Oncorhynchus masou masou (cherry salmon)
Lineage: Eukaryota; Metazoa; Chordata; Actinopteri; Salmoniformes; Salmonidae
Product: succinate dehydrogenase [ubiquinone] iron-sulfur subunit, mitochondrial-like
Exons: 9
Coding region: 207-1058 (283 amino acids)
Biological process (GO): tricarboxylic acid cycle; respiratory electron transport chain; aerobic respiration
Cellular component (GO): mitochondrial membrane
Molecular function (GO): 2 iron, 2 sulfur cluster binding; electron transfer activity
Source: RefSeq, a predicted model, not a curated record